AUGUGGAACGUGACAGAGAGACUCAUGUUUUCAGAGCACGAAAAUAGCAGUUUCAAUGCUCUUAAUCCCGAAAUUAACAAAAUUCUGAAAUUCUUUACCGGCUUCGUCAAUGAUCUGUCACUGCCCACGGAUAAUGACACCGUCAUCUCCCAAUUCUCCAAAGAUGUUGUUCAUUUAACACGGAAGCUCCCGUACCUCAACAGACACGGAAGCUCCCGUACCUCAACAGACACGGAAGCUGCCGUACCUCAACAAGACACGGAAGCUGCCGUACCUCAACAAGACACGGAAGCUGCCGUGCCUCAACAAGACACGGAAGCUCCCGUACCUCAACAAUACACGGAAGCCGCCAUACCUCAACAAGACACGGAAGCUCCCGUACCUCAACAGACACGGAAGCUCCCGUACCUCAACAAGACACGGAAGCUGCCGUGCCUCAACAAGACACGGAAGCUGCCGUGCCUCAACAAUACACGGAAGCCGCCAUACCUCAACAAGACACGGAAGCUCCCGUACCUCAACAGACACGGAAGCUGCCGUACCUCAACAGACACGGAAGGUGCCGUGCCUCAACAGACACGGAAGCUGCCGUACCUCAACAAGACACGGAAGCUGCCGUACCUCAACAAGACACGGAAGCUGCCGUGCCUCAACAAGACACGGAAGCUGCCGUACCUCAACAGACACGGAAGCUGCCGUACCUCAACAGACACGGAAGCUGCCGUACCUCAACAGACACGGAAGCUGCCAUACCUCAACAAGACACGGAAGCUGCCGUACCUCAACAAUACACGGAAGCUGCCGUACCUCAACAAUACACGGAAGCUGCCGUACCUCAAUUGA
This is a messenger RNA of Procambarus clarkii (red swamp crayfish), 843 nucleotides long. Lineage: Eukaryota; Metazoa; Arthropoda; Malacostraca; Decapoda; Cambaridae. The record is from RefSeq and is a predicted model, not a curated record.